This is a messenger RNA of Platichthys flesus (European flounder), 3194 nucleotides long. It is a transcript of the gene pla2g3, whose product is annotated as phospholipase A2 group III. The record is from RefSeq and is a predicted model, not a curated record. The transcript has 7 exons. Gene Ontology annotation, molecular function: A2-type glycerophospholipase activity. Bases 97 to 1758 code for a protein of 553 amino acids. Lineage: Eukaryota; Metazoa; Chordata; Actinopteri; Pleuronectiformes; Pleuronectidae. Gene Ontology annotation, biological process: phospholipid metabolic process; arachidonate secretion.
UGGAGGCUGCCACUUUGCCAUAAGUUCGCCAUUUGCUCCAGAGCCUGAAGCCUGUCAGCAUCACUCACUCCGCAUCCGGUCCGUAAACGCGCCACCAUGACGCACAUCUCUGCCCUGGUCCUCCUCACCUCAUCCCUCCUGCUGUGGACGGCUGCAGAAGCCUCGCUCCUCUGUGUCUGGACCAAAGUUUUGCCGAACGACGACGUGCACCACAGCUUCCUCCGGCGGGACACUGCAUCUCUGCGGCUGUACCACAGCGCCUGGUCCGGCGCGCACACUCUGCUCGGCUGCGCUUGGAGCGAUGACGCAUCGGUGAUCCAGAACUAUCUGUCUCUGUGCGCGGAGAACACGCACGACUUCACCGAUCACCCGGAUCCAAAUGUACAUUUGAACUCAGUGUUCGGGCCCGAGGAGCGGUGCGUCUCUCUGGACUCUCCAUGGCUGGAAGGAGCGUGGUGGCCCUGGGUUAACAGGCCGCUGGGCAACGAUGGAGGUCUCCCCGAGGCUGAGAAGAGUCAGGGUCAGGAUGACAGGUCAGAGGUCAGGACCCAUGUGCGUGUAAAGCGAGGUUUCAUUGUACCUGGGACACUCUGGUGCGGCUCAGGAAACAAGGCGCUGUCAUAUGCUGAUUUGGUCCCUCUUGCCUUGUCUUCUGCAGGAGUAUUUUCGGACACAGACAGCUGCUGCCGGGAGCACGACCAGUGCAAAGACACCAUCCUGUCCUUUCAUUCUGAGUUUGGUGUCUUCAACAGCAACAUCUUCACCAUGUCUCACUGUGACUGUGACAACAAGUUUCGCAGUUGUUUAAUGGAGGGGAAUGACAGCAUAUCUGAUGUGGUGGGAUACACCUUCUUCAACCUGCUGAAGAUGCACUGCUUUGAGUUCUCCCAUCGACUCCAAUGUCAACAGAGAAACUGGUUUGGAAUGUGUAAAGAGACUAAAAUGGCUGUGUAUGCUGAGGUCCAUUCCCCCAAACCAUACGAGUCUACCAAUUCAAGAGAGGCCGGCAUGAAUGGCACCAUCUCCAACACCACCGCUCCUGCAGAGUUCCCAGAGAGCAUCACGUCCCACCCACAACUUUCCUCCAUCACAGUCCCUACACCUUCAACAAGUUCCCCCUCCUCCUCCUCCCUCGCUCCUGUUACCAAUGUCACCCCCCCAACGGUCACAACCAUAUCAGAGAAACCUACUGGAUCAGUACCUGAGAGUAGAAACCAUCUGAGCACCCCACCCAUCCACACCCAAAUGGUGACUGAGCUGGACGCUAAUAUCUCAGGGAUGCAACUAUCGUGUGGUGUUUAUAAGGAUCUCGAUGAGUGCAGACACAAGAUCCUUCCUCAGCGGAUGAAAUAUGGCAUCAACAACCCAGAGCCCAGGACACUGUACCACUGCAAUUGUACCAAAAGAUUAUUCCAGAGUUUGGUUAAACAGAGACAACUGACCGAAGUACAUUCUCUUCUGCUCGGACGCGUGUCUGGAUCUUGCUUCUUCCCACAGGACUGCACUACAGGCAAAACCUGUACAGCAGUCCUGGUCAAGGCAGACCUUCCUCAGCUCGAGCAGAAGAGUGGUGCUGAGGUGGAGGAGCAGCGCCAUCUACAGGCAGUGCAACUGAAGGUCAGGAGGCCAAACACCAGGAUAGCUAAAAGAAAAAGCCGAGCUGUGAAGCUCCACAGACUGUGUCUAAGGAUGACACGGCCCAAACAAAUGAACAAGAGCGGGAAACAAGGUCAAAACACUCAGGGGCCAGCUGUAUGAAGAAGAGAGCUUGUCUGCAAGGGAGUAUUAUGGAGACCCAAAGCUUCUGAUACUGAAUAAGAACAUAAGACAUCAUGAAGUUAAUAAUCAUAUGAAUAUAUACAUACAAAAUAUACAUACCAACAAAACACACCAUUCCAUAAGGUAGUAGGGUGAAGUGAGGGGAACUUAUUCCUGACAUGGUCCCAAGAUUUAUACAGAAAACAUAAAAACACUCUGGAAAAGAAUUUUAAAUCUUACAAACAAAAACUGCCCAAAUUGUAAAAGCAGCAGGGUGGAAGAUCACUUCAUAAUUAUGAGCUGAUUCACAGUUACGCCCUGAUUAUUUCACAACUGCAAGGUCUACAUAUAUUAAUAUGAUUGCUUUAUAAUCCUUACACACAUUAACUGCACUGCACAUGUGGAGGCUGGAGCCAAUCCCAGCUGAGAGGGCACAUGUUUCAUCCUGGACAGAUACUCAGGGUGUCCCAGGGUUGACAAAUAGAGACAAACGACCUUUUAAAGUCAUAGUCCCACCAAAGGCAGAUCAAUCACACCCACACAGGCAUAGGGAGAACAUACCAGCUCUGCACAGGAAGGCCUCAUUAUGUCUUGUUUAUUUAUCACUUUGGGUCCCCAGUUUAUAUUGUAAUAUUUUGUAUUUAUAAUGUAUCAUCAGGGAUGUGGUAAAGCUUAGCUUUCAAACUUUGAAACAAAUGUUUUCAAAAGAAUAAAUAUACUUUUGUCAUGUAAUAGCAGCAAAGGCAUAGUUGUAACUAAUGACAUUAUUUAAAACAGCAUUUAAUUGAGUUGUGGCAGUUCAUAAGCCCUGGAUCCAUCAUUAGAAUUAUCUUCCAUAAACAUCUAUAGUGCAUAUUGGUUGUUGUUAUGCAGAAUAUAUAAUAACAAGGAGGUCAAUGUUUAGUCACCUUUUUAUGCACCACUGAGACUGUUCAAAAUUCCCCAUUAGCCACCGAUGAGGAUACUCAGGUCUGUCCUUAUUACUUCUGAGAGUGUUUGCUAGUUUUAAAACCUCCAGAGAUUGUUCUAAUGAUAUUCUUAAUAGCUUUAAAUUUGAAAUGUUUAAAGUGCAAAUAUAAGUCUAGUUUAAAUUAAACUAUAUUAUUUAGUAUUUCCCCAUAUGAUGGAUGUUAUAUUUAGCCGGAAUACAACUUAAUAGUUCAAUGAAUAAAUAUAAAGUGAAAAACUUUUCAUGUAAUAUACGCCCAAACGUCAACCGUUCAUGUAUUGAAGUGUCAGCUCUUGUUACUUGUGAAUGUUUUAACUGUAUUGUUUGAGUUGUAGACUGAUGCACAUUAUGUUGUUAGCACCAUAAUGACAAAGGAAAGUGUACAAAGGGAACAUUUAUGUAAAUAUUUGUACAUAACAAAACAUGUUUUGAUGUGUGAAGGAAAUGUAUGACUUGUGAUUUAAAUGAAGAAUCUGACCAUUUUUAA